This is a messenger RNA of Nilaparvata lugens (brown planthopper), 4507 nucleotides long. Its product is annotated as beta-1,4-glucuronyltransferase 1-like. The transcript has 7 exons. Lineage: Eukaryota; Metazoa; Arthropoda; Insecta; Hemiptera; Delphacidae. The record is from RefSeq and is a predicted model, not a curated record. The coding region runs from base 5 to 1429 and encodes 474 amino acids.
AGGAAUGGACAUUAUUGAGGAGUUGCAGCAGAGUGGGAGGGAGCUGGCGGCCAUGGAGGAGGAAAUGGCGGUGGAGGGGGGAAGGAGUCUGAAUGGGGUGCAAUCCAUGCCAAGUGCAGCCGCACUGGUGCUACACACUUCUCCUCAGCAGGGCACAACUUCGCAAUCGACAAGCGACAAGCGACAGACGCGUGUGAGCACGACCGCGGCUAGCACGACCGAACGCAAGGAGACGAGCAGCGGCGGCAGUAGUGCGGCUGCGGGAGCGGGAACGGUCAGCGCUCUACCGCAGGCGGAAGCGACCCUGGAACAGCUGAUCCCAUGCCACGACCGCGACGCUAAGCCGUUCACGGCGCAACGCGGCGACUUCUGGGUGCUGUAUAACUACGUGACGGCAGCCGCACGACGGCCGCACUGCUGGGAGAGCAUCACGUAUACGACACACGCCGACUACACGUUCCUCGACAACCUGCAACCUCUCCUCGAGCGGUGGCGCGGUCCCGUUUCGCUCGCCCUCUAUGCGCCUGGCACUGAUUUCGCUCAGACUCUCAACACCAUCAGGUACCUUAAAGACUGCGGCUCCGAUCUAGUCAACGAGUUCGUCACGUUCCACAUCUACUUUCCGUCGAAGCAUAUCCCCAAGCAAAUCCCGCGCGGGGAUGCCAUCCUGGGGGGCGGUGGCGAAUCCACCAACUGCUCCCUGCCCGCCCCCUGGCUCAACCAGACCGGCGCCCUCUACAAGACGCGCAAGAAACUGCUGUACCCGGUGAACGUGGGGCGGAACAUCGCCCGGGAGGCGGCGACCACUCACUUCGUGCUGCCUUCCGACAUUGAAUUGUAUCCUAGUCCCGGUCUCAUCCCCGAGUUCCUCGCGAUGGUCCUCAGGCAGGAGCCGCCACUGCUCAGGAAGAACCCCAAGGUGUUUGUGCUCUCCAUAUUCGAGCUGGAGAGCAAUAUGAACCUGCCUGUUAACAAGAAUGAGUUGGUGAGCAUGGUGCGCAACGGCUCAGCCAUCUCGUUCCACAAGAAAGUAUGUCCUGGUUGCCAUAAUGUGCCCAAGUCGAAGGAGUGGCUGAGUGCGGCAUCCAGUGGUGACACCAUGCGAGUGUUCCACAUAGGCAAGCGCACUGGCUACUUUGUGCACUGGGAACCCAUCUUCAUCGGCACCAACCACGACCCCUUCUACGACGAGCGGCUCAGCUGGGAGGGCAAGAGCGACAAAAUGACUCAGGGCUACACUCUGUGCGUGCUAGACUACGAGUUCCACAUCCUGGACAGCGCGUUCCUGGUGCACAAACCGGGCAUCAAGACGCUGAAGAAGGACCCUGCGCGCGCAGCUCUGUCGGCCAAGAGCAACGCGCUCAUCAGCCGAGUCAUCUUCCCCGAACUGAAGGUGCUCUACGGCACACGGCGGGGUUGCGCCGUCUGACACACGGCUGGCCAACUUAGGCCGCCAAAACCCUCCUCCGAUCACAGACUGCUCAGCAACAAUAGGUGACAGAAGCAGGAAAAAGACUCAUGGAAAGCUGACGUCAGAAGAUGGUACGAAUACGCUUUCACUGUGUCCGACCAAGCUCCCCAACGUUAGUGUCUCAAAAACCUGUACCAAGCAAAAAAACUCCUCAAUGAUUCUCCAAAUCGUUACACAAAUCUGUGAACAAUAAUAGUUGGUUGUGUAUCAGAAAGACAUGAAGCAAAACGGAUUUUUCCAUUUAUAUGUUAGGAACGUGUACAUAAUUAUAAAGUGAUCCGCCGUAGUAGGUAGCAUUAAAAUAUUAGAGCCAUUAUAAAGGACUGCUAUUUUUAUACGAUCAAGUUAGACUUAUAACAAGCCAUACUGUAAUGAUAUUAUAAGAACUAAGGACUAGUGCUAUUUAUUAUAAUUGAAAACUAGAUAAUAAUAGUUGAAUUUAGCCAUUGAUAGAUAUACAUAUAUAGUUUCCUAUUUAUUUAUUCACUUGUAUUUUAUCGGUCAUUGGGUGCCAUUUUUCAUGGUAGCCUCUUCCAUUGUUAUAUUAAUUGUCGUGUUAUAUUUUCUCAUAGACGUAUGCUGUGUUUAUUAUCAUUAUUGCCUAUUUUUAAAAAUUGUUUAGGUCAGCUAUUUUCGAUUUAUUGAUUUUCAUGUAUAUGAAGUGACGAAACUGACAUCAACUUUGAUCAAUUUUACUCCAAUUAGUAUUAAAUAAUUCCACUUCCAUGUAAAACAUUAAUUAUUUCUAGCUAUUAUACUUUUUAUAUUAUUGAGCCUUCAAGAGCAAAUAAAUGUGUUGCUAGUUUUUUUCUUAAUGAUUUUUAACAAGACAUAAUGAAAUAUUUAAAGUUUUAAUACACUCCACGUUCUGUUAGAACGCGUUAUUGGAAAACAAAACGAUAAUUGUAUUUUCUCAUGAUGUAUGCAAUAUAAGGUAAACGAUAAGAAUACGGAACUAUUUUAUUGCAUAAUUAUGAUAUUCCAUUAAUGUUUUCCAAUUUUUAUUAAGUUUGUGAUCUUUUCUACGCACAACAUUGACACAUUGUACUAUUUUUAGAGAAUAUAGGAUAAAACAGAUUUAUAAAUGGGAAAACAUCACUUAUUAAGUUUUUUUUAAGAGUAGAAUCUGUUGGGAACUGGAUUUCUGAAUAACGAGUCCCUUCGCGUGGUUGCAAUAAUUAUUAGUGAUCUUUUAUGUGGGCUUCAAAUUGUUUCUCACACUGCAAAAAAUUUGUAGGACUUUACUCACACAAAAUUAAAGGUAAAAACUUUUCUGGUUUAAUAGAAUAGGUACUAGAUUUGUAUGUUCUUUACAAUGGAUGUCAUAGUUCUAUUUGAUAACUUAAACACCAAUAUUUUCAAGUUUUACAACUGAAAUGUGCGUAAAUUUUAUAAGAAUUUAUUACAGAAAAGUACAGUGUGCCUUUCGAAAAUGAUAAUUUUGUAAUAGUUGUAAAUUAUGAAUAAGGGAUCAAUUGAUUGAGGAACUACAAUAGUAUUAUAUAUUGCGAAAAAUCUUUGUAGUUGUAUUUGUAAUAUAUUUCAUAUGAAAAGAAGUAAAAAUAAAAAUCUAAGUAGCCUAUCAUUUUUCUUAAUUGUUUACUCACAACAUGUUUCGGCUAUGAUGCCAUUAUCAUGUAAAAAACAAAACAAUUUUCAAUGCAAUAUUGUUCUAGCAAAUGUUAAUGAUGCUAUAGUUGAAGCUCGAUCAUAUAUUUAUUUUCCCCAAAAAUGUUUUUUUAAGGAUGUUAUACAUGAAGUGUAACACGUUUGUAUAACACGUUUUGUCAUAUGUUGAUUCUUCAAUCCAAAGGGAUAAAACUUUUUAAUAAAUUAUUGCGGAUUAUGUGUAACCUUAUCUAAAUUUGGGAGAGGAAUAGAACAAGGAUACCUUAUUUUUUUCUCCCUAUCAUUUUAAUUAUGUACUUAUUGUAUAAAUCAAUUUUAAUUCAAUUCAAUUUAUUUCUUUUUACACACACAUACAAGUCCAAUACAGAGAUUAACAAAAAGAAUACCUGCAAGCAACAACAACAACAACAAUACACAUUAAAACAAUUUUCAAUGUGAUUUCAAUUGAUUUUCAAUGAGGCUUGUUUUGGCAUAAAGCUGUAAGCCUCUAUAUGUUGUUGUAAUUUUUCUAUCGAUGUAAAUAAAUAAAUAAAUGAAACAAAAUAAAAAGAAAGUUGUGCAACAAAAGGAUGGAAGAUUGAAGGGGUUUUCCAACCAUGAAUAUCAAUGUACUAGGAAAACCUUAAAAAAACCUUCGAUAAAGAAUAUUUGAAAUUAUAUUCUUCUCACAUUGAAAGUAAUGUUCUCGUGAAACAAAAGAAAAAAUAUUUUCAAAAUUCUAUACUAAUUACAAUACUGUCAUGGAAUUUCAAAUCCUAACUUUUACUUCUCAAGUAUAUGUUUUUGUAGAAACAUCGCUCCUCAAUUGAUUGAUCCUGACCAAACUGUCCAGCAUUGAAUAAUGUGCUUCAUGAUUGAAGAGAUGCCUUAAUUGAAAGCAAAGUUCAAUGUUUAAAUAUUUCUCAUUUCUAGACUCAGGUAUCUGUAGUAUUUGUGAGUGGUAUAGAACAAUAUUUUUACAAUAAUUGAACGUUUUUGUAGCUCUUCAUCGUCACAGCAUGUGGUAGCAUCAAUCUUGUCUGCCUGAUUCCAAUUUAUUUAUUUCAAUCUGUACAAUCUAUAAAACUUCCGGGAUGUAUAGGAUUGUGCCCAAAUUUGUUCAUAUUCCAAUUUUUAAAUUACUGUUCAAAUAGCUAUCUUUGUUUUGGAUCAAGUACUGUAAGGAUAUUUUUACUGAUAAUACUGUAAUUUUAAACUUCCUGUUUGGUUGCUUUCCAUUCAAAUAUUGUUAAAUGAACUAAGUUUCACUUUUUAUUUAAAAAAUACUAUUCUCCCAAUCACUUCGAAUACAGAAUAACAAAGGGUUGACCCAUGAUAGAGGGUUUUCUCAUUUACUCAUAAUAAUAGAGUAAAGAAGGAUCCUGUAUAUUGUACCAAAAAGUGUUGUAAAGCAAACACAAUGUUGAU